AUGCCCUCGCCCGACCCUCCUGCCCCAGCGAUACGACCCUUCCAACCACCCAUCACGGCGCUCCUCAUCUACCCAGCGACCCUAAUCGUGGGCUCACUCUUCUCAGUCCUCUCUCCCACCGCGCAAGGCACGCGCGAUGACGGUUCCAGCACCCUCCACCCACACGCCGAGCCCCUAGCCCCGUCCAUCGCGUCGGACCUCAACCUCUCCUUCCCUCCGCCGCGCCGCGUCAACUACUUCGCCCGCAAAGACAACAUCUUCAACCUAUACUUUGUCAAAGUCGGCUGGCUCUGGACCACCGCCGCCCUCGCUUUUAUCCUACUCUCCCAGCCCGCCUACACCCUCGCCGCCAGCCACCGCGCCCGACGCACUGGCCAGGCCGUCCUCCGCUACGUCCUCGCCACAACAGUAUGGUACCUCACGACGCAAUGGUUCUUUGGCCCGCCGAUUAUUGACCGCAGCUUUGUGCUGACGGGUGGGAAAUGUGAGCAGGCGGUGCCGCUAGCGGAGAACGAGCCUGCCGCGGCAGAUGUCAAGACGCUGCUUACGGCUGCGGCGUGUAAACAUGCUGGUGGGGCGUGGAAGGGUGGUCAUGAUGUUAGUGGGCAUGUAUUUUUGUUGGUGUUGGCGACGUCGUUGGUUGUGUUUGAGUUGGUGGGUGGUAGUCAUGGAUGGGGGAAGGGAGGUGGUGUAAAUGUGAAUGGGUCGGCGGAGAAGGAGGAGAUUGACGGGGCUGUUGAUUGCCCUCGGCACGGUUUAUACGAUUUACAUCCUGCCUCGACGGGUCUUGCCAUGGAGGAAUGUGGUAGGAUUGCCGGGUGUCUGAGUAUACAUGAUAUGAUUAUGGCAUGA
Messenger RNA from Aspergillus niger, 852 nucleotides. RefSeq lists its product as uncharacterized. Gene Ontology annotation, biological process: lipid storage; phospholipid biosynthetic process; lipid droplet organization. The coding region runs from base 1 to 852 and encodes 283 amino acids. The transcript is spliced from 2 exons. Gene Ontology annotation, cellular component: endoplasmic reticulum membrane. NCBI's taxonomy places the organism in Eukaryota, Fungi, Ascomycota, Eurotiomycetes, Eurotiales, Aspergillaceae. The record is from RefSeq and is a predicted model, not a curated record.